GGGUAGUCCCAUUGGUUCGCUACGCUGGCGCCGAGACUAAGGUUCUGAAGCGUGAAAACGCACUGAAGCGUGAAAACGCACCGCUUGGGAGCGUCGUGGGAAACAGAAUUUGGGAGGUCCUGAAGAAGCCUGAGGAGCUAAAUAUCUGUAAAACAUGGAAAGCAUUUGAAGAAUGUUGGAAGCAUUUAAAGAAAGAUAAAGGCAAUCAGUCACUUCAUCACCAGAGACGCUCCUAGAGAGGAGGAGGAAAACAUUCCAAGCCUAGAGUCAGAAAAUGGAGUGUCUUGUGUGAGGAGCAGCAAAUAGGCAAGUGAAAUCUGAAUUAGAAUCACAGCACACAAUCAGCUGUCAUCUCUUGUGUUGCUUUCACCUAUUUACCAGGAGCCCAAGAAAAUUCUCUCAACAAUCUUUGGAAAGUUUUCCCUCCUGGGCCCUGCCUUACAUCCAGUUUGCUCCCCAGAGAGAAGAACCAGGAGUAGCAGAUGGAAGCUGCCUUCUGCAGAUUGAAACUUGGGUCUUCCUGACUUGAGGCUAGAUCUUGUUACCACUGAGCUAUGACUUUCUACUACUGUAAGGACAUUUCAAUCUCUAGCCAAAGUGGACCUCUUGGAUUAAUGGCUGUUAAGGAGACCAUCUAAGAAAUGGGUGAUAAACAACAGAUGAGGUGAAGGGGCACAGACUAAAACUAAGGACCAUUAUCCAAAAGAAAAUGAAGAUAUAGGAUCACAGAGGAUGUUAUCAACAGGGAUCUUGGGGGCUAUUGUCCAGGACCCAGAAUUUCAAGAAAGUUCUGACUGUGAAGGCAGGUUAGAACUGCAGCAAGGAAGCACAUCAGGUCACAGAAUCAGUAAAUCUCCCCAAGGGAAAUCUUUCUGGCAUGUGACUCUUUUUCCUAGCAAUGCCACUGCAGAGGAGAAAGGCCAGGAGUGCAAAGGAAUACUGGAUCUGAACUUAAAGAUUGUUCCACACUCAGGAAAUCUUUCAGGAGAAAGAGCACAGCAAAGUGAUUCUCAUAAGCACAGUCACAGACAAAACACAGUGCCUUUAAGAUAUCAGCUACCUAAUAAUGAAGAGAAACCCUCUAUAGGUGGGGAAGCUAGCAGUUGGCAUUCAGGCAUUGAUUGUACAGGAAGGAAGGACAAGGUAUAUAAAUGUGAUGAGUGUGGGAAAACCUUUGGAAGGAAAUCCUGCUUCAUUAGACACCAAAGAAUUCAUAGUGGAGAGAGGCCCUAUGAAUGCAAAGAAUGUGGGAAAGCCUUUAAUCAGAAUUCUACACUAGCUAAACAUCAAAGAAUUCAUACAGGGGAAAAGCCCUUUGAAUGUCACGAAUGUGGAAAAGCUUUCAGAACGAGUUCAUCCCUUACCAGGCAUCGGAGAGUUCAUACAGGAGAGAAACCUUAUGAGUGUAAUGAAUGUGGAAAAAUGUUUCGAGGGAGAGCAAAUCUAAUUCAUCAUCAGAGGACUCAUAGUGAAGGAAAACCCUGUGAAAGCAGAGAAUGUGGGAAAUCCUUCAUGGGAAGUUCAGGCUUAAGUAAGCAUCAGAGAAUCCAAAGUGGGGAAAAGCCCCAUGAAUGCAAACAAUGUGGGAAAGUCUUCAAAUGGAGCUCAAGCAUUAGUAAGCAUCAGAGAAUCCAUAGUGGAGAGAAGCCCUAUGAAUGCAAAGAAUGUGGUAAAGCCUUCAUACAGAGCUCAGACCUUAGUAAGCAUCAAAGAAUCCAUAGUGGAGAGAAGCCCUAUGAAUGCAAACAAUGUGGGAAAGCUUUCAUACAGAGCUCAGACCUUAGUAACCAUCAGAGAAUCCAUAGUGGAGAGAAACCUUAUGAAUGCAAAGAAUGUGGGAAAACUUUCAGGGGAAGAUCAGGCUUCAGUAAGCAUCUGAGAAUCCAUAGUGGAGAGAAGCCCCAUGAAUGCAAAGAAUGUGGGAAAGCCUUCAUACAGAACUCAGACCUUAAUAAGCAUCAGAGAAUCCAUAGUGGAGAGAAGCCCUAUGAAUGCAAAGAAUGUGGAAAAGCCUUCACAUUUAGGUCAGGCCUUAGUAAGCAUCAGAGAAUCCACAGUGGAGAGAAGCCCUAUGAAUGCAAAGAAUGUGGAAAAGCCUUCACAUUUAGGUCAGGCCUUAGUCAGCAUCAGAGAAUCCAUAGUGGAGAGAAGCCCUAUGAAUGCAAAGAAUGUGGAAAAACCUUCAGGGGAAGUUCAGGCUUCAGUAAGCAUCUGAGAAUCCAUACUGGAGAGAAGCCCUACGAAUGCAACGAAUGUGGGAAAGCCUUCACAUUUAGGUCAGGCCUUAGUAAGCAUCAGAGAAUCCAUAGUGGAGAGAAGCCCUAUGAAUGCAAACAAUGUGGAAAAGGCUUCACAUUUAGGUCAGGCCUUAGUAGGCAUCAGAGAAUCCACAGUGGAGAGAAGCCCCAUGAAUGCAAUGAAUGUGGGAAAGCCUUCAUUCAGAGCUCAGACCUUAUUAAGCAUCAGAGAAUCCAUAGUGGAGAGAAGCCCUAUGAAUGCAAAGAAUGUGGGAAAACCUUCAGGAGAAGCUCAGGCUUCAGUAAGCAUCAGAGAAUCCAUAGUGGAGAGAAGCCCCAUGAAUGCAAAGUAUGUGGGAAAGCCUUCAUACAGAGCUCAGACCUUAGUAACCAUCAGAGAAUCCAUAGUGGAGAGAAGCCCUAUAAAUGCAAAGAUUGUGAGAGAGCUUUUCGAGUGAGGUCAAGCCUUAUUGGACAUCAGAGGAUCCAUAGUGGAGCAAAACCCUAUGUAUGUGAAAACUGUGGGAAAGCCUUUAGGUGGCAUUCAAGCCUCAAUGACCAUCAGUGUUCAUGCUUGAAACAAGUCUUAUUCAUGUACUAAGUAUGAAAGUCUUAAAAGGGUGCUCACAAUCUCACCAAACAUUGGAGAAUUCAUGACUGGUGAGAAACCCAAUGAAUGUAGUGAUUGUGAGAAAGCCUUCCAUCAAAACUCCAGUCUCAUUCAGCAUGAAAAAAUUCACAGAGCUUAACUGAGUAUAGUAAAUGACAGAGAAACUUCUGAACUUCAGAAUUGUUUUGCUGGAUUCCAGAGGAAAAAAAAUUGCAGGGUCAGACUCCAUAAAUUAUUACAACUUCUGUAAGGGCAGAGAUUUUUGUCUCUUGAUUUGUUUUGUUCAGCAAGUGAGUGCAAUUCUAGAUUGGUAUCUAGUAAAUUCAUUUUCACAAUGACUCAAUAAAAUGACGUUGAGGGGAUAGUUGAAAGACACAUUUCUCUCCACCAAAUCCCCAUUCGUUUCCCUUCAGUUCCCUUUGGCAUGGCCUUUUGCUAUCACUUCUCAUCUCUACCUCUAACAUGCUCCAAUAACUGAUAAUAAUGUUAUGGCCAUGUGCUCCAUCCCAGUGUCUUCAGCUCCUUCAGUCAGCAGCAGUACCAUUUUUACAGGCUGAAGUCAUCUCCAUUUCAAAUGGUUUUCACCAUUUGUAUCUACUUGGCCUUUUUUGCAUCUACACUUAAAUGGAUGUUAUUUAUGUUAUUUUUCUAGAUAAAAUGUUAGCUCCAUGAGCAGCAGGGUCAUUUUUUUUCCAUACUUACCUGCUCUUUUUUGUGUCUGGCUUCCCUGUCUGGUUUGUAUUCCUUUUCAAUAGAGGGAUGGCUUUGGAGUCAGCGAGACUUAGGAUCAAGGUCUGCCUCUAACAUUUAGCAGCCUUGCAACUAUGGAUGAGUCCCUCAAUUCCUGGCAACUGUAAGGCAUGCAAGUUUCAUUAUUAAGCCCAUACUAAGAACCUGCUCUGUGUCAAGCAAUGGGAUAGAAUAUGAAGCUGAAAACUCCAAACAGGGACUGCCCUAGAGAAUUUCUGUUCUACUAGAGAGGGGGAGGGAACAUGUGCACAAAUAAGAUCAGUAUAAGAAAAGGGCUCUAACUAGGAGAGAGUACAAUCAUCAGAGAGGAUCUAUGAUGCAAGACAUUAAGGAAGCUAAAUUCUGAGAUGUAGAAUGAGAUGGAAGGCAGAACAGGCAUGGUACAAAUGCAUGGAAGGAGGAAAUGGAAUAUUCAGUUGAGGGAGAAGUUGAUCAGUCUGACAUGAAUGUAGAGUUCCAACAUGUAGGGGACCUGAAGGCCCUUAUAUAUUUCUUGAAUACUUGCCAAAGAUCCACCUGGAGUUCUACUUUCUCCUAAAGUUGUUGUUGUUGUUGUUGUUGUUGUUGACUACUAAAGUAUAUUUCAGAACUCUUGUAGCACUGAUUGUAAUGACUUAAGCCAUGUUUUUGUAUUACAUUAAAUUCUUUGAGAUUAA
This is a messenger RNA of Monodelphis domestica (gray short-tailed opossum), 4253 nucleotides long. RefSeq lists its product as uncharacterized. Gene Ontology annotation, biological process: regulation of immune system process; negative regulation of transcription by RNA polymerase II; regulation of cytokine production. NCBI's taxonomy places the organism in Eukaryota, Metazoa, Chordata, Mammalia, Didelphimorphia, Didelphidae. Gene Ontology annotation, cellular component: nucleoplasm. The record is from RefSeq and is a predicted model, not a curated record. Gene Ontology annotation, molecular function: RNA polymerase II cis-regulatory region sequence-specific DNA binding; DNA-binding transcription repressor activity, RNA polymerase II-specific.